Molecule: messenger RNA, 1305 nt
Organism: Daphnia magna
Lineage: Eukaryota; Metazoa; Arthropoda; Branchiopoda; Diplostraca; Daphniidae
Exons: 1
Coding region: 1-1305 (434 amino acids)
Source: RefSeq, a predicted model, not a curated record
AUGACAGAUAAAGUCGCUCAACAACCGUUUGAGGAGGAUAUGGGGCUCGAAGAAGAGGAGGCUGCGUCUACCACUAAUAGGACGGAAGCAUGGGAGAAAGAAGCAAAGCUUAAGAGGAGGACACUCCUUCAACAAAUCACUACGACGGGGAGAAGAAUUGAGGCCCUGAUUUAUACUAGAGGCUCAAGAGGAGCCAUACUGGGCCUUCUUCGUCACUUUGAUGAGCUUCUGGUAAGAGCGUCCCUUCUACAGACGGAAUUGUCAGCCCUGGAGAACGACGAAGAGGCAGAACGUGAAGAUAACCUACAUCUCACGUACGUUACUCGAGUCGGGGAGACCACCAAAGCAGCCAAGGCCUACUUAGCUAGCAGAGAAGGAGAAGCCGCGUCUGUGAUUGACUUCGGCGGAAAUGUUCCGGCAGCUCCUUCUGUCUCACCGCCCGAGAUUCAACGUAGAGAACAAGCCCAUCGAGAAGAGUUAGCGGUUGCCCAAAAGAGAUGUGAUGAAGCACGAGAACGCGCCAACCAAGUUCGGGAGGAAUGCGAUGCAGCACAGGCGGCAUUGAGGCAGUUGACCAGCCGACCAGCAGAUCUGGAUCAGUUUUCUUCUGUCAGCCAGCAAGUGGGUAACGCAAAUCCCCUGGUGGACGAAUGGAUUGCACGGCAACGGCGCAUCAACAGCAACACACAAGAAACACCUGACGAUUGGAUCGAUCAAUACAGCGCCGGUCUCCUACCACCAGUCUCCAACAAACUUUCUGCCCGUUCUGCUGUCUCGGCGGAAAUCGCGUCCUAUCAAGGGAAAUCUUUGGAGUGGUUCGAAUGGAUUGACCUCUUUCGCGCCUUGGUCCACGACACUCCCAAAUCGCCAGGGGAAAAAUUGGCCCUCCUGAAACGAUAUCUGAGAGACGAGUGUCUUGACGUGGUGUAUGGUUUAGGCGGUGGUGAGACGGCCUAUAUUCAUGCGUUGGUGCGUUUAAAAGAGACUUAUGGGCGUCGCGACGUCAUGAGAGCGGCCUAUCUUCAGGUUCUCGACCGUUUGGAGCUGAAAGGUGAAGCCGGAGCGUUCAAAAGGUUUGCCGAAAGAGUUUACUCCCAUCUGUUCGAUCUCAGCCGGAUUGGGGAGAUGUCCACAGCCGACGUGAUUGAAAAGAUAUGCCUUAAAUUGAACCUUAAAGACAGUUUCGCCUGGAAUGAAGAGUGUCAUGGCAACCUGGAGCGACGGAGUCUGAACAAUUUCGGAACUUGGCUCUGUUCGAGAGCGUCAGCCUACCAAAAUGCAUAUUGUAACAGUAAGUUGUAUUGA